CACUCUGAGAUCUCUCACAACCCUUUCCAGCUGAUCCUGUCCGUAUUCCAUCCCCGGCCGUCUCUGUUCCGGGUCGGUUUGGAACGGCGGUCGCCGCCAUUGGAGACAGCGACGGAGACGGAUUCGCUGAUGUGGCAGUCUCCGCCCCCUAUGCCGGAGAAAGGGGUGUGGUUUAUAUUUGUCGAGGGUUCGAAGGUGGACUCCUCCCACCUACUCAGGCGAUCCCAGCCUCUCCAACUGCCAGCG
This is a messenger RNA of Geodia barretti, 246 nucleotides long. Lineage: Eukaryota; Metazoa; Porifera; Demospongiae; Tetractinellida; Geodiidae. The record is from the annotation of a GenBank genome assembly.